This is a messenger RNA of Brassicogethes aeneus, 661 nucleotides long. The record is from the annotation of a GenBank genome assembly. NCBI's taxonomy places the organism in Eukaryota, Metazoa, Arthropoda, Insecta, Coleoptera, Nitidulidae.
GAAAUUUAUUUAAAAUUAAGUAACAAACAAGCAAGUCGCAUAGAUACGUGUUGCUUAUAAUAUAUAAUUUAUUAAAAUGGCUUUAAAUAAUAUUUUAAGAAAUACCCUCCAAGGUUUUAGUAAAAUUAGUUACAAAUCUAGCGCAAGAGUGUUUUCUACCAGUAUACCCCAAUUAAAUAAAAAGGAGGUUGAAAUAACUUUUGUCCGAGCCAGUGGGGAACGUAUAAAAACAAAAGGCAAAGUUGGUGAUUCUCUUCUAGAUGUAGUGGUUAACAAUGACGUAGAUUUAGAUGGUUUUGGUGCUUGUGAGGGAACCCUGACAUGUUCAACGUGUCACCUAAUAUUUUCAAAGAAGGUGUUUGAUUCUUUGCCAGAAAAAGCAACAGAUGAAGAGCUAGAUAUGCUGGAUUUGGCUUAUGAAUUAAAAGAUACCUCCAGAUUGGGGUGCCAAAUUAUUUUAUCUGAAAAACUGGAUGGCCUGGAAGUAAAAGUACCUGCUACUAUUAAUGACCAAAGAUCAUCGUAAUAUUUUAAAUGUUUAUAUUUAAUUUCAGCAAUUCUCAAGUAUUUAAACUGGCUAAAAUUGAAAUUAUCUAUUGAUAAGAAACAUUUUAAUAAUACUUUUCUGUUCAUAUCUAUUUUAUAAAGGUAUGGAGAUGAA